Diversispora eburnea is the source of this 1017-nucleotide messenger RNA. The record is from the annotation of a GenBank genome assembly. Lineage: Eukaryota; Fungi; Glomeromycota; Glomeromycetes; Diversisporales; Diversisporaceae.
AUGGAACUGUUAACAUUUAUUGGAUUAUUUACGAUUUUUGGAAUAAGCGUAUUUUUUGCAUUCUUGAUAGUAUUUUCACCAAAAUCUCGAAAAAGAACUGAGUCAGAAAAAUAUUAUUUGGCAUCAAAGACUAAUAAACCACAACCUUUACCUAGCAUUUUCGAUGAAUCGGUUUUAUAUUUGACAGUUGUAGUUCCUGCACACAAUGAAACGAUGAGAAUACCCCUUAUGCUUCAAGAAACCGUUAGUUAUUUAGAAGGUCGUAAACUUGAAGAUAAAAACUUUCAAUAUGAAAUUAUAGUAGUAGACGAUGGAAGUACCGAUAACACAACUAUGAUCGUACUUGAAUUUGGGAAUAAAAAUAAAAAUGUAGAUUUAAAAGUUUUAAAAUUGGAAAAAAAUCGAAAAAAAGGUGGAGCUGUUGCACAGGUUAGUCAACAAGGAGUUAACGUUGAUAUUGGUAUUUUAUCAUCUAGUGGUAAACAUAUUCUUUUUGCAGAUGCAGAUGGAGCUACACAAUUUUCAGAUUUUGAAUUUUUGGAAAGAGAAUUGAAAAGGAUCGUCGAUAAAGAUGGUUUUGGAGUAGCUGUUGGAUCACGAGCUCAUUUAGUAAAAACCGAGGCAGUCGUGAAGGUUACUUAUUUAUAUCCUCUUAGAUCAUUUAUUCGCAAUUUCCUUAUGCAUUCUUUUCAUAAAGUAUUGUUUAUAUUUGGAAUUAGAGAUAUAGCAGAUACACAAUGUGGCUUUAAACUUUUCACACGUAAAUCAGGUUUAUAUAUAUUUAGUAAUAUGCAUGUAGAAGGUUGGAUAUUUGAUAUCGAAAUGCUUCUAAUUGCACAAUUUCUAAAGAUGCCAAUUGUUGAAGUUCCAGUUACAUGGCAUGAGAUAGAUGGAUCCAAAGUAUCAUUGAUAAAAGAUUCCAUUCAAAUGGCUAUGGAUUUAUUGAUUAUUCGAUUAAACUAUUUCUUUGGCUUUUGGAAAAUUCAUGAUCCUUUGUCAAGACCCAAACGUGAAUGA